Meriones unguiculatus (Mongolian gerbil) is the source of this 1335-nucleotide messenger RNA. RefSeq names its product zinc finger protein 664-like. The record is from RefSeq and is a predicted model, not a curated record. The coding region runs from base 1 to 1335 and encodes 444 amino acids. Gene Ontology annotation, biological process: negative regulation of transcription by RNA polymerase II. The transcript has 7 exons. NCBI's taxonomy places the organism in Eukaryota, Metazoa, Chordata, Mammalia, Rodentia, Muridae. Gene Ontology annotation, molecular function: DNA-binding transcription repressor activity, RNA polymerase II-specific.
AUGGCUGCAGAGUUACAGCCUGGAGGUGGCGGUCUGGGCGGGUCGGAAGAGCCUGCUCGAGUUCUGCCACUCGCUUCUCUGGAGGCUGCGGGUAACCGGGCCCUGGUGCCGCCAGGGUUGGGAGGGUGGAAGCACACUAAUUCUAUCACCUAUGAUGAUGUGAAUGUGUACUUCACUCAGGAAGAGUGGGCUUUGCUGGAUCCUUCCCAGAAGAGUCUCUACAAAGAUGUGAUGAUAGACACCUACAAGCACCUUACAGCCAUAGGCUACAAUUGGGAAGACCAUAAUAUUGAAGAACAGUGUCAAUGUUCUAGAAGAUAUGGAAGGCUUAAAAGGAAUCACAGUGGAGAGAAGCCAUGCGAAUAUUAUCAAUGUGGUAAAGGCUUUUUACAACACAGUAAACUCCACCUACAAAAGCAUGAAAGAACUCAUACUGGAAAGCAGUCCUGUGACUAUAAUCAUUGUUGUCAAGCGUUUUCACAACAGGGUAGUCUCCAAAUGCAUAAGAGAACACAUACUGGAGAGAAACGCUACAAAUGUAAUGAAUGUGGUAAAGCCUUUUCAAACCACAGUAAUCUCCAGGUGCAUAAACGAACACAUACUGGAGAGAAACCCUACAAAUGUAAUCAGUGCGGGAAAGCCUUUUCAAACACUAGUAUUCUCCAGGUGCACAAACGAACACAUACUGGAGAGAAACCCUACGGAUGUAAUCAGUGUGGGAAAGCCUUUUCACAAGCCAGUGGUCUCCAUGUGCAUAAAAGAACACAUACUGGAGAGAAAUCCUACAAAUGUAAUCAGUGUGGGAAAGCCUUUUCACAACCCAGUAGUCUCGAAAAGCAUAAAAGAACACAUACUGGAGAGAAACAUUACAAAUGUAAUGAGUGUGGGAAAGCCUUUUCACACCACAGUACUCUCCAUGUGCAUAAAAGAACACAUACUGGAGAGAAACCCUACAAAUGUAGUCAGUGUGGUAAAGCCUUUUCACACCCCGGUAGUCUCCAUGUGCAUAAAAGAACACAUACUGGAGAGAAACCCUAUGGAUGUAAUCAGUGUGGUAAAGCCUUUUCACACAACAGUAAUCUCCAGGUGCAUAAAAGAACACAUACUGGAGAGAAACCCUACAAAUGUAAUCAGUGUGGGAAAGCCUUUUCACGAUACAAUAGUCUCCAAGUGCACAAAGGAACACAUACUGGAGAGAAACCCUAUGAAUGUAAUCAAUAUGAUACAGCCUUUGCAAGUUAUGUGAGAGCUUCUGCUCUCUUGUCUACACUGCAGGUAGUAAUAGAAAAUGAAGCGCAGAAAGCACAAAAGCUAAUUGAGGAAAUUAACUACUAA